UCUUGAUUGAAGCCCAUGCAAGAGACUUCUAACUGGAGCGAAAUCCUCAACAUCUGAUCGAUUUGCUAAGUUCUAAUUGCUGUUGUCUACGAAGGAAACCACUUGCUUUGCCAGUCGGCCCUGUUUUUUUAUGGCGAUGCUGUCGGGGACUUUUCCGAUCCUCGAAUCACCGCUGAAAAAGGCAAAACUUGAUGCAGAGGAAAGCAGCCCAAGUUCGCCACUAAGCGAAAUUCCGAGCGACGACGACGAAGGUUUGGAGCACAUCAACGACAAAACCCUCAUCGAGGAAUAUCUGAAGUAUGAACGCCAGAUCGAUGAAAGUGGUGUAAGCAGUAAUACAAUUGAUUGAUGGGUUCUUGUAUAUGGAUGCAUAUGAUAUGUAAACCGAUUUUUUUUUAUGUCUAACCAUUGUGGUGUAAGCAGUAAUACACUUGUUUCAUAACAUUUGCGGCUGUGGAUAAAAGUACUAACCAGUGUGCUACCUAUCAAACUCAAAUACUUUGUGGUCAUGAUAGGGAGUACAAGCAAAUGGCAUUCAUCAGGAGGAAAGGUGAAAAGAAAGAUAUUCUUUUUCCUGUUGAUUUAGAAGAUGAAGAGGAUUACAAGCGGAUUAAGAAGUGUAUUGAUUAUGCUCUUUACGAGAACAGUGAGAUGCAGGACGAUAUAUUGAAAUCCCAGCUGCUGCAGCUUCAACUUAAGAAGAUUGUGAAUGCUGUCCAGAACACAACAGACCACCGUGUCUAUCACAUAGUAUUUGAGGCGAUGGAUGUCAUGACACACCAGACUAAUACUUACUUUGCUGUGGCGACUUAUGCCUCUCGUGUGGAAAAUGAUUUAAUUGGGGUGCCAGUCCUGUGGUGGAAAGGUCAAAAGAAUCGUAAGUUCAUAUAUAUACAUAUCUUCGUUCUUCUUUUUGGGCAGAUUGAGGAUAUCUCUAGUUUUCACCAUUGUUGGCCUCUUUUUAAAUAAAAAAAAAAAAAUUGGUUGGUUGGGCUACUAUCCGUUGGGGGUGGGACUGGGGACAACCCAAACGGCUAUAUGAAGUCAUGUGACAAAGCCAAAGGAUCGGGAGGUGCGGGAAGUUCCGAUUGAUUACAAUUUUCAAAAUGUUUAUCCUUUAAAGUUUGUUUUAAUUUUCAAAUGUAGUUCCUAUUUCAUUUCAAAUAAAUGCAAUUGAAGUUUGUUUUUAAUACUCGUAUAAAACUAUAAACUAUAAAAUAUAAAUUAUAAAAAAAAAUUAACCGGCCCGACCCGAAUCGGACCCGACCCGUGACCCGGGCGGGUGGCCCGGCCCGAACCGGACCCGUCCAACCCUCGGGCCGGUCCUGGGCCCACUUUUCUUGAACCGGCGGCCCGACCGGGCCUAGGCCCGGACCCGACCCGGCCCGAAUCCAUCCCUAGGUGUGGUUUUGGUCUACCUCCUGUAUGGCUCCCUCAAUGGGGUCUUCUAGGGGUGCAAAUGAGCCGAGUUGAGUUCGAAC
Molecule: messenger RNA, 1481 nt
Organism: Cuscuta europaea
Lineage: Eukaryota; Viridiplantae; Streptophyta; Magnoliopsida; Solanales; Convolvulaceae
Source: the annotation of a GenBank genome assembly